This is a messenger RNA of Aegilops tauschii subsp. strangulata, 1248 nucleotides long. RefSeq lists its product as uncharacterized. NCBI's taxonomy places the organism in Eukaryota, Viridiplantae, Streptophyta, Magnoliopsida, Poales, Poaceae. The record is from RefSeq and is a predicted model, not a curated record.
AUGAAGCCCGCCGUUGGUGCGGCAAAGAAGUCCAAGUUAGCCUCAAACGCGGACGAGAUGAUGAACCUCAUCAUGAAGCGGUGUAUGGCUUACAUACGCAGCCAAAUGAAGGAAAUACCAGAACAAGUAGCCGAGAGAUUGUUAGAGAAGUUGAACGAAAAUGGUGUGAUGUACAAGCCAGCGGCUGCUGCGGCUUCCGGCAACAACGAUGCCGACCUAGAAGUGGAUUCCUUUGAGAAUGAGCCCGUGAUUGAUUUGACACAGCCUGACGAGCCUGUUGUAAACCAGAACAACGAUGAUGAGGAAAAAACACCUGCCAAGUUAAAUGUUGACAAGACAACGAAGCCUACUGAUGAGUGCGGCGCAACACCGGAGAACCCUUGGAUUGUAGGUAAUUCUCCUCGAGCAGAAUCGUCCGACAUUGACAUUUCUGCAAGUUCUAUCGACAGGAUGGUGGGUAAGAGCAAGGGGAAAAAGUCUGCAGCAACCGCAAAAGAAGACGAUGUUAUAUCCGGGAAGUGCCGACGGACUGUUCCCAAGAAAUUUGAAUCCCCCUUUAAACUUGACAAGCCCGGCAAGCGAAGCGCUCGUGGUACUAAGCCAUCCGGCAACACUACCGCAACUAGAGCUCUGUUUAGUGACAAUGACAUGGAAGGCUCUGUUAAGGACAAUUUGACACCGGAACUCAUCGAUGCUGCUGUUGCGUUUGUGGAGGCAGCUGCUCGGUCUGAGAAGAAUAUGACAAAAAGAGUUUACUAUAAUGAACGUGGCACCUCUGUGACUGUGGAGAGUAUACGACCGAUUAUCGAUGCUUAUCAGACACAUUUGGCUCUGCGCGUUGGUCAUGAUCGGCACCUCUGUCCAGCCUGGAGGUCCAAAUACCUUGUUGAUCGUGCUAAGGCACGAGACAACCCUAAACCGUUGAAAUACAACAUGGAUAGUGCGCUGAGCAGAGCUGGAGCAGUACGUAGGGUUCUGGACGAGUAUACCGUCCGUGAUAAGUCGUUUACCCCGUUGAACGUCGGCAAUACACACUGGAUCACCGUGGUGAUGCACAACCUCCAGAAAGAAUUCCGAGUUUUUGAUUCGCUCUAUCCUAUCGAGUUCUCUCUCGACACUGUGAAAGCACUGGGCACCAUUAAUGCAAGGAGAAGGCGUCUCGUCGCCGAGUUGGUUCUCUCGCCUACCAACACGCUUGAAUGUGUGAAGAACAAAAUCCGCGACACCGCAAAGAAAAGCAAGGCGUGA